Messenger RNA from Phyllostomus hastatus (greater spear-nosed bat), 3271 nucleotides. It is a transcript of the gene BAG1, whose product is annotated as BAG cochaperone 1. The transcript is spliced from 7 exons. Gene Ontology annotation, cellular component: nucleus; cytosol; cytoplasm. NCBI's taxonomy places the organism in Eukaryota, Metazoa, Chordata, Mammalia, Chiroptera, Phyllostomidae. Gene Ontology annotation, molecular function: adenyl-nucleotide exchange factor activity; protein-folding chaperone binding. Bases 451 to 1092 code for a protein of 213 amino acids. The record is from RefSeq and is a predicted model, not a curated record. Gene Ontology annotation, biological process: protein stabilization.
GCAACAAGUGCGGGUCUGGCGGAGCGCGGUGGCGCGCGGAGACCGAGAGGCGACCGGGAGCGGCUGGGCCCCCGGCGGCGCGCCCCUCGGCAGGGCCGAGAGUCGCGUCAGUCGGUGCCCCCGGCCGAGUGCGGUCCGCCUCCCUUUCAGCGGCCAUCCGCCAGGAGCGCGGCCAGGGGGCAUGUCAGAUCCACCAGGGGCGCCGCCGCCGGCGCUCGCAGGCCGCGGGUGAAGAAAAAAGUGCGGCUUCACUCGGCCCAGAGCGAAGAGGUGGCUGGAAGCAAAGAGGUAGUCGGGAGCGAAGAGGUGGUCCAGAGCGAAGAGGUGGCCCCAAGCGAAGAGGUGGCCCCAAGCGAAGAGGUGGCCCCAGGCGAAGAGGUGGUCGGGAGCGAAGAGGUGACCGAGAGCAAAGAGGUGGCCUUAAGCGAAGAGGUGGCCCAGAGUGAGGAAAUGGCGGCAGCUGGACUCAGCGUGACCGUCACCCACAGUGAGCACGGGUGUCCGGGCAAUGAGAAGCAUGACCUACAUGUUACCCCACAGCAAGGCUGUAGUGAACCAACUGUCCAAGACCUGGCCCAGGUUGUUGAAGAGGCCACUGGGGUCCCACUACUUUUUCAGAAACUCAUAUUUAAGGGAAAAUCUCUGAAGGAAAUGGAGAAACCUUUGUCUGCACUUGGACUACAAAAUGGUUGCCGGAUCAUGUUAAUUGGGAAAAAGAAUAGUCCAGAGGAAGAAAUUGAACUAAAGAAGUUGAAAGAUUUGGAGAAGUCUGUGGAGAAGAUAGCUAACCAGCUGGAAGAGUUGAAUAAAGAGCUUAGUGGAAUCCAGCAGGGCUUUCUGGCCACAGAUUUGCAAGCUGAAGCUCUCUGCAAACUCAAUAAGAGAGUAAAAGCCACAAUUGAGCAGUUUAUGAAGAUCUUGGAGGAGAUUGACACACUAAUUCUGCCAGAAAAUUUCAAAGACAGUAGACUAAAAAGGAAGGGUUUGGUGAAAAGGGUUCAGGCGUUCCUAGCUGAGUGUGACACAGUGGAACAGAACAUCUGCCAGGAGACAGAGCGGCUGCAGUCCACAAACUUGGCCCUGGCCAAGUGAGGUGAGGCGGAGAGAGGCUGUUCGACCCUGAAGACAGUUCCACCAGCUCUGCCCCAUUUGGAACAGAAGUUACCUGAUUUCUCCAGGGUUGCUGGGGACAAUUGGCCAGUUGCCAGUUUUCCUUCUCCUACACCUGUUCUCAAAGAACAAGUAUUGUCUUUACAGUACUAAGUAGAGCUCUUGUCUGUUUUCCCAUUCUGUCUCUGUGUGGCUGUGCUGGCCACCAGCCCACCUUGUCUGGGGAAGGCCCAAGUCUUCCCAGGUCUUUUGACCUUUGGGUGCCCUCAUUUGUCCUGGGGUAGUUUGGGUUUUUAUAGGCCACCUUGGUCUUCAAAUACAUAAGGCCUUUUUGCCCUUGUGAUCCUGGAGUCCCAUAGAUGUGAAUCAGAGUCACGGGGAGGGGGAGGGUUGUAUCUCAUUGGGAAUGUUAGGAAUGGCCUGGAACAGGUGUUUGGCACAAACUAGUCCAAGUAUCUCUUGUUGUGACCUGAUUCUAGAAGAGCUGGCUUGGUUGUUGGUUCACAUACCCUGUCCUCACCUCCCAGUGUCCCUGCAAAGCCACAGCCAGUAGGUCUCAGGGGGCCAUUCCUGGGGUCAGAGCCUUGUGUUUGAUGUCCCCAAACAAAUCUGUAGAAGGUUAGAACCCAGUGCUGAUGGAGUCUCUGCGUGAAACCAGGUCAGAAUCACAGCUUAGGAAGGGCAGAGAGGGGAGCAGAAUGAGUAAAGCAGGCAGAUGGUGAAGACAACCAUAAACUUCUCAGGAGUUCCUUCCAAGGCAUUUCUGUUACCUGUACCAUCCUGAGAUCUGUAUUUCCUUCAAGGCUGUUCCUGUCCAUUUUGUGGCCUUCUCUACCCCUCCACCCAUUGUUUUUAAAAAACAGUUUGUAUACACAUCAGCAAACAGAAGAGUGUUUAAACUUUUUUUUUUUAAAUAAAGUGUGAGAGGCAAGAGCCCUUGUGGUUCUAGUCAUAACUUUAAUAAAAUUGAGAGUGGCCGUGCAUGCUAGAACCCUUAAACCGGUCAGCUGCUGUCACCCCAUUUUUUCACACAGUGCCCAGGAAACAGAUGGGCUCUUGACAGUCAACUCUGAAACCAACCGUAUUUGGCAGAGAGGGCAUCAGUGAAAUCCCAGGAAUUUAGGACUGUGUGGGUGGGACUAGGAAAAGGUGAUGACUCGGUGGACAAGUGGAUGAGGCUCAGGGCCCAGCCCAGCCCAGCACCAGCUGCAAUCAGAGCAAUCCAGUACUUAGCUGUUUUUAUGUAGUAGCUGUGUCGCCUUGGGUCACAACAUUGAAUGAAAAGUUACUGUGUGCCAGAUACUAUUUUAAGUACUUUAGAUGCAUUAGUUGUUUAAUCCUCAAACAACCUAGGAGGUAGACAGAUAGUAACCCGUGUUAGAGGUGAGGAAGCUGAGAGAGCUUAGGUAAUUGGCUGAAGUCAUAGAACAACUAGCAAAACCAGGACACCAAGCCGGGCAGUUUGAUUCAGAGCCCAUGAUCUUCAUCUCUGUUGUGCCACUUCCCCAUUGUCAGGGUUGCAUGUUCUCUCUCAUUUUCUCUUCCUCGCCCUCCUUAUCUCCCAUGUUGGUCUUUCCACUUCCUCUCUGCUCCUCUCCAGUUCAUUCCCCACAGAGCACUGUGAAUGAUUCUAAAGUACAAAUCCUAUCGUGUUGGUCCCCUGCUUAAAAACCUCCAAUGGCUUCCCAUUUCUCUGGAAAUAAAGGCCAAAGUCCUUAUUCUCUGCCCUCUCCCAUUUCAUCUCGGGCCACCCUCCUAUUUGCUGCCUGUGGUUGGCCACUCUGGUCUUUGCCCAGGUCCUCAUAUGCUCUGUACCCUCUGCUGCCCUGGGGUGUUUACAUACACUCUUCCCCUGCUGGGACAGCUCCACGCCACCCUUCCACUAGGUAACUCCUAUUUAUCUUUCAAAACUGAACUCAAUGCCUUUUCCAUGGACUGAGAACAUAUCAAGGCCCCUGUCAUAGCUUGCUGUAACUUUUCUUUCACAGCAUGUAUCAUAAUCUGUGAUGAUUUAUUUAUGGGAUUGUUUGAUUUAAUAUUUGCCUUUUAUAUUUGACUGUAAGUUCCUUGGGUUAAGGUGCUACUCUGACUUGUUAACAGUGUAUUUCAAACACGUUGUCUGGUUUUAUAGUAGAUGCCCAAUAAAUAUUUGGAGAAUGAA